Brassica oleracea var. oleracea is the source of this 726-nucleotide messenger RNA. RefSeq lists its product as uncharacterized. The coding region runs from base 1 to 726 and encodes 241 amino acids. The transcript has a single exon. The record is from RefSeq and is a predicted model, not a curated record. Lineage: Eukaryota; Viridiplantae; Streptophyta; Magnoliopsida; Brassicales; Brassicaceae.
AUGAGCGCAUAUUCACUAACCUGGUCCGCGCCUAGCUACCUCCCGAAAGGAGCGAUCGCUUUCGAUGAAGAAGAGGCCGGCGUAAUCGGCCACCCCCACUGCGAUCCGCUCGUGAUCAAUCUCGUGAUAAGAGAUCUUGAAGUCGCAAGGGUUCUCAUCGACACGGGAAGCACGGUCAACGUCAUCUUCCGCGAUACUCUCAAGAGGAUGAACGUUGAGCUAGGAGAAGUCGUACCAUCUCCCAAGCAGCUAACCAGUUUCGAGGGCACGACGUCAAUGACACUCAUAUUGAUUAAACUGUGCGUUGCUGUGAAAGAAGUCACGAAGAUUGUCAACUUCGCGAUCGUCGACCACCCGGCCAUUUACAACGUCAUCAUGGGCACACCUUGGCUAAACGCCAUGAAGGCAGUCCCGUCGACUUAUCACUUAGACAUCAAAUUCCCGACAAAUUACGGAAUUGCCGCGAUCUGUGGAUGCCAUACACAGUCAAGACGUUGCUUCCUGGCCAAACACAAGCUAAAGCAAAUCACUACCACCGCAAUGGUGAAACCCAAACGGGCGAAGCUAAUUCAGGCACAAACUGAAAAUGCUUCGGAAAAAGACGGUCUAGAAUCGUCGACUCAAGCAACAGACAAGAAACAACCAGUUUCGGAGCCCAGCGUUUCAACCCAACCAGAGGAGAAAAACCUGGUAGAAGACGUUUGUAACACUUCCAAACCGUCCUAG